CAUACGCUACACGUUUAAUACAUCACUUGACUUGUGAACCCAUCGCUAUGUUAUCUCGUGCCUCCAUCCGUUCCUUCAGCGCUUCUGCGUCUGCAUCUAUCAAGGUUUCUGCCAGAGAUGCUCCAGGCUCUCUUCUUUCCAGCGUCUCUGUUGUUGUCAACAACGCUGGAUCCAAGGCCUCCUCUAAGGCUGGUGUUGCUCACCUUUUGUCCAAAUACAACUUCCUCAACACUGAGUCCAAGUCUGCCUUGAGAUUCACCAGAGAAUCCGAACUUCUUGGUGGUUCUUUCUCCACUCAAGUCACCAGAGAUGCCAUUGUCUUGAACACUCAAUUCCUUAAGGAAGACUUGCCAUUCUAUGUUGAAGCUUUGGGUAACGUCUUGGCUAAGCCAUCUUUCAGACCACACGAAUUUGUUGAAACCGUGUUGCCAGUUGCCAAGGCUGAAUAUGAAGUUGCUGCUAAGGACCCAAAGUUUUUGGCUGUUGAAGAACUCCACAGCAUCACUUUCAGAAAGGGUUUGGGUGCUCCAUUGUACUUUGAUGGUAAGUCUUCUGUCUCUUUAGAAGACGUUACUUCCUUUGCUCAAUCUGCUUACACCGCCGGUAACGUUUCCAUCUUUGCCUCUGGUGUCAAUGAAGCCGAUCUUUCUGGAUUCAUCAGCGGUAGUGCCUUGUCUUCUUUGCCAACUGGUACUUCUUCCUCUGCUGCCACCACUUCCUUCGUUGGUAAGGAAUCCAGAUCUAGAGCUGUUGGUCCAUCUGUUGCCGUCAUUGGUGUCCCAGUCAAGCCAGCUGACUUUGCCAAGUAUGAAAUCUUGUCUGCUGCCAUUGGUUCUGCCCACCUCUCCACUGUUGCUGCCUCUCCAUUGAGUCAACUCCCAGGUUCUGCCACCUCUCAACUCCUCAAAUACCAAGACGCCGGUUUGUUCGUCGUUUCCGUUUCUGAUGCCAACGCUAGCGUUGUUGCAUCUUCUAUCAAGGCUGCCAAGAAGAUCAUUGACUCUGUCAGCACCAAGGAUGCCUCUGCUGCUGUCAAGAACGCCCAACUUGCUGUUGCCCUCGAAUCCACUUUUGCCAACCCAGUUGACGUUAAGAUUGAUGCUUCCACCUCUGCUCCAAAGGUUGAAGGUUUCAACUACGUUGCUUAUGGUGACAUUGAUGUGUUGCCAUUCGCUGACGAAUUAUAAGUGCAUAUUCACCCACCCCACACAACCACCACCUUUUCUUGUUGGCCUGCCAACAAAAAAUUCA
[Candida] anglica is the source of this 1251-nucleotide messenger RNA. The record is from the annotation of a GenBank genome assembly. NCBI's taxonomy places the organism in Eukaryota, Fungi, Ascomycota, Pichiomycetes, Serinales, Debaryomycetaceae.